AUUUCAACUUUUAAAAUUCGAAAAGCCUGGUUUAUUUGAUCAUGCGUGUCCUACUUAAGUCUGCAUAAUAAAGCAGAAUAUCCCUUACUUGACCGUUUAGGCUGUUGAGUCCGAAAAAGUAGAGCGCAUGAACUAAAGCGACAAUCCAUUCCAUGAAUCUUAAAAGGACCGACUACGACAACAGUAUUAAUUUUAUGUUUCACGGGUGAUUUUGCCAUCGUACUCACAAAUCCAUCUGGAAAAUCCUUUCGCAUGUUUGAGUCAUCGGAUGAGCUGAUUUUAGGUGGGAAUUGCCCACAAGUGUUUGAAGAUGGAUCGGAAGGCUGUGAUCGCGUGUUUUUUCUUGGUUUUAUGUUGUUUUUCGAGUCUCUGUAGUACUAGCAAUGGUUUAAUUAAGAUGGGGCUAAAGAAGAAGAAGGCACUGGAUAACUCUACUUACAGUGUACAUGCUGAUAUGAUAAGAGGCGCGCUUAUUAGAAAGUUUGGGUUGCAGGGAAAUUGGGAAUUGGGGUCUGACGAGGGUGAGAGUGAUUAUGUACCUUUGAAGAAUUAUUUGGAUGCCCAGUAUUAUGGGGAGAUUGGUAUUGGAACUCCGCCUCAGAAUUUUACAGUUGUAUUUGAUACUGGGAGCUCCAACCUUUGGGUGCCUUCCUCUAAAUGCUACUUCUCGGUGGCUUGCUAUUUCCAUAAUUAUUAUAAGUCAUCCCAGUCAAGCACAUAUCAAAAAGAUGGAAAAUCCUGUAGUAUUCAUUAUGGCAGUGGUUCAAUUUCUGGUUUCUUGAGCAAGGACUAUGUCACUGUUGGGGAGCUUAUUGUGAAAGAUCAGGUUUUUACAGAAGCAACACGUGAACCGGGGUUAGCAUUUGUUACUGCCAAGUUUGAUGGAAUUCUAGGACUUGGAUUCAAGGAAUCUGCUAUCAACAAGGUUGUUCCAGUCUGGUAUAACAUUCUAAACCAAGAACUUGUGCAAGAUCCAGUCUUUUCAUUUUGGAUGAACAGAAAUGCAGAUGAAGGAGAGGGAGGAGAGAUAGUAUUCGGAGGUGUUAACCCAAAACGCUUCAAGGGUAACCAUACAUUUGUACCUGUUACACGAAAAGGCUAUUGGCAGUUUGAUAUGGGAGACGUUCUUAUUAGUAAUCAAUCGACAGGAAUUUGUGCUGGAGGUUGUGCUGCAAUUGCAGAUUCUGGAACUUCUUUGUUGGCUGGUCCUACGGCUAUUGUAACACAAAUCAAUGAUGCCAUUGAUGCCCCAGGUAUUGUCAGUCAAGAAUGUAAAACAGUCGUAUCACAGUAUGGAGAUUUGAUGUGGAAGCUCUUGAUGGCACAGACAAAUCCUCAGAGGGUGUGCUCACAGAUUGGCUUGUGCUCAUAUGAUGGUAGAAGAGAUAUCAGCAUGGGUAUAGCUAGCAUACUAAAAAGAGAAUCUCAUGGAGUGAAAGCAUCGCUGGGUUCUAGCGAUGCAAUGUGCAGUGCUUGCCAGAUGGCAGUUGUGUGGAUGCAGAACCAGCUUUCCUAUAACCAUACUAAGGAGCAAAUUCUGAGCCACUUGAGUCGACUCUGCGAGCGAUUGCCAAACCCUGAUGGACAAUCAGUUGUUGACUGUGAUCACUUAUCAAGCAUGCCAAACAUUACGUUUUCUAUUGGAAAUGAGAAAUUCAAGCUCUCUCCAGAUCAGUACAUUCUUAAAGUUGGCGAAGGUCCUAAAACUCAGUGCAUUAGUGGUUUUAUGGGCUUAGAUGUUCCUCCACCCAUGGGGCCUAUAUGGAUUCUUGGAGAUAUUUUCUUGAGUGUGUACCACACGGUUUUUGACUUUGGAAACCGAAGAGUGGGAUAUGCCGAAGCUGUCUGACAAUGCUUGUAUAAAUGGCCUUUAGCAGACUGGGAGUGUAAAUAUUGGGAUUUGACGAACUAAUUCAGACUUCCUCUCAAAUCUAUCGAAUAUCUACCAUUUUAAAUUUUUAUUAGGUAAUAGGAUUUUUUGUAUGAAGAUAAUUCUAAGAGUGCAAGAGAUGCACAUGGUUGUUUUUCCUACCAGAACAAAUUAUGCUGUAGAAAACAUUCCAGAGCAUCAAUACGAUCCUGUGGCGAUUCUUCAUGUUUCCCUUGAUUGUAUUCACUGUUCAGUACUUGAGAUCAAACACUGUAAUUACGUCUCAAUCUCAAAUUUAAUGUUAGAAAAUGGACAAAUGUUUUGAUAAACAAUUGAUACUUAUUGCACUAUGUAAUUUCUAGUGCAAAAUUAUAGUCAAUACAAUGAGAUGUAAUAUGAAUGUCAUACGAUCAUAAUCUUCAAUGAA
Cryptomeria japonica (Japanese cedar) is the source of this 2297-nucleotide messenger RNA. Its product is annotated as aspartic proteinase A1. Gene Ontology annotation, molecular function: aspartic-type endopeptidase activity. The transcript is spliced from 13 exons. The record is from RefSeq and is a predicted model, not a curated record. Lineage: Eukaryota; Viridiplantae; Streptophyta; Pinopsida; Cupressales; Cupressaceae. Gene Ontology annotation, biological process: lipid metabolic process; proteolysis. The coding region runs from base 311 to 1849 and encodes 512 amino acids.